Messenger RNA from Hyla sarda, 2364 nucleotides. It is a transcript of the gene HPSE2, whose product is annotated as heparanase 2 (inactive). Gene Ontology annotation, molecular function: hydrolase activity, acting on glycosyl bonds. Gene Ontology annotation, cellular component: membrane; extracellular matrix. Lineage: Eukaryota; Metazoa; Chordata; Amphibia; Anura; Hylidae. The record is from RefSeq and is a predicted model, not a curated record. The annotation marks the transcript as partial. The transcript is spliced from 12 exons.
GCACUUCCUCACACCACCUACAGUUUCUCCCAUACCAUCAGGAUCCUUCCCUCCUCCUACAGCAGCAUCAGCUCCAAAAGGCUAGUGACUCUCGCCCGUGGUCUGUCCCCGGCUUACUUGAGGUUUGGAGGUAGGAGAACGGAUUUCUUACAGUUUCAAAACAUCAAGAACCCAGCAAAGAAUAGAGGACCUGGUCCUGAUGGAAUUCUGAAAAAUUAUGAGGAUGAUAUAGUACGCAGUGAUUUCUCUUAUGACAAACAGAAAGGAUGCAAAAUAGCUCAGCAUCCAGACACCAUGCUGGAACUGCAGAGGGAGAAGGCGGCUCAAAUGCAUUUAGUUUUGCUAAAAGAGCAAUUUUCCAACACGUAUAUUAACCUGACAUUAACAGCCAGGUCUCUUGACAAACUCUACAACUUUGUGGACUGCUCUGGACUUCAUCUGAUUUUUGGACUUAAUGCUCUUCGACGAAACUCAGAUAAUUCUUGGAACAGCUCCAGUGUGCUCAGCUUACUAAAAUACAGCGCCAGCAAGAAGUACAACAUUUCAUGGGAAUUGGGAAAUGAACCCAACAAUUACCGGACUUUAAAUAGCCGAGCUGUUAAUGGCAGCCAGCUGGGGAAGGAUUACAUUCAGCUGAGGAAUUUGCUGCACUCUAUCCGUACUUAUUCCAAAUCACAUUUGUAUGGCCCUAAUAUUGGACGACCAAAGAAGAAUGUCAUAUCGCUACUUGACAGCUUUAUGAAAGUGGCUGGCAAAGCGGUGGAUGCAGUUACCUGGCAACAUCACAACAUCGAUGGUCGUGUCGGUAAAGCGAUGGACUUCAUGAAAACCCGACUGCUGGACGCAUUGUCUGAUCAGAUCCGAAAAAUACAGAAAGUGGUAAAUACGCACACCCCAGGGAAGAAGGUAUGGCUUGGAGGAGUCGGUGCACCAUGGUCUAGAGGAACAAACAAUUUAUCUGAUACUUUUGCAGCAGGAUUCCUGUGGUUAAAUACAUUAGGAAUGUCGGCCAAUCAAGGAGUUGAUGUUGUGAUCCGUCAUUCAUUCUUUGAUCAUGGAUACAACCAUCUGGUGGAUCAAAACUUUAACCCACUGCCGGAUUACUGGUUGUCUCUUAUUUUUAAGAAACUGGUGGGUCCAAAAGUAUUAGCAGUCCAUGUGGCUGGUAUACAGAGGAAGCCUCGUCCAGGAAAAGUCAUACGCGAUAAACUGCGGAUCUAUGCUCAUUGCACCAGCCAUCAUAACCAUAAUUACGUGCGAGGAUCGAUCACCCUGUACAUUAUUAACCUACAUCGAUCGAGGAAAAAAAUCAAGCUGGCCGGAACGCUGAGGGAUAAAAUUGUCCAUCAGUAUCUACUACAGCCUUAUGGAACAGAGGGAAUACAGUCAAAGUCAGUUCAGCUGAAUGGACAGCAUCUUGCAAUGAUUGAUGACGGAACACUCCCGGAUAUAAAGCCCCGCCCAUUACGACCUGGCCGCACCCUUGUCAUUCCUCCACUGACCAUUGGCUUCUAUGUGGUAAAGAAUGUAAACGCUGUGGCUUGUAGAUAUCGAUAGUCACUACUUGUGCCAUAAAAUAUACAACAGAGCUGUAACCAAAGACAUGUUGAUUCACUAAAAGGCAAAAAGCGUGAAAUUGCAAGACUUCUUCCUACAAAGCUCCAGGCCAUCAAGUGACUGCACGCUAGAUUAAGUGCAGCCUGCCAAUUGUAACCUUUAGAUAUACUCCUGGUAAGGUGGGAACACGCCAUGACGUUUCCUUACAAUGAGGAAUUCUCAAGAUCUUAGGAACCAGCAUAAAUUUUAGCUUUUUUGCUUUUAUUUUGUAACCUUUAUUUGCAGAAUGGAAGGUUAAACCUGAAACACCACUUUUCCUACUACUAGAAUGGAAAGCAGGAGAUUCGUAAUUGUGCCAAGAAGAAGCGUCUUCCAUAGUAUUCAUAGUUCCAUCAACAUCACUGAAGUUAUCAUACAGAAGAUUUGAUAAAAUUACAAUAUUCAUCGUUGAUCUUUGUAUACCUUAGGCUUACAGCGGCGUCAUACUGAACAAUAAAGCUCUGCUGUAAGUAAACAUCACAAUAGGGUUGGGACAAUCGAUAAAGAUAUAGACGUGGAGCAGGUUGGUGACAAAGUCAAAAUGGGACCUUCCGAUGUUGCUGUUUCCUGCCACCAAGAGGAUCCAAAGCGUAUUCACCCUCCUUUAACUUUGUUAACAUGGCGGUUCUUGUAGAUAAAGGUCACCCAACCAGAAUGGGGCUAACCUAAGCUGUACUACUCUUUUCACUGGUCCCUUUGUAGGCUGCCAAAAUCUAAAGUCUAGGUAAAUAUACUGGGGGAGAUUUAUCAAAACCUGUCCAGAGGAGA